AUACCUCUAUGGCUGUGUGCAUUUGGGAGGCUGAUAUUCCUUUAAGAAUAUCAACAGGUGGAUGGAUGUGCAGGGCUGGAGUUAAGAGGAGGUCUUUAAAUACUUUCAGUUCUUAAGAAAUUCAGUAUUGCACCAGCAGUACUUAGUUAAUCCAGAGCUACAAAGAGAGAAGGUUUUUUAAAAAAACAUAGUAGGAGAAUUGAAAAAGGACAAUUUGGAUCAGUAGCUUAGUCUGCUCAGCUAAACCUGGACAGAACUUUGGGUUUCAGGAUUAUCUUUUGAAAUGGCUCUCCUGUUCUUUGUCUUGGUCUUAACUUUUAUCCAGGCUGAAUUUGAAAGCGUUUCAGCCUCAAAUGUCCUCUUUGGGCCAAAGCAAAUAACUGGAUUGGUGGAAGGUUCUGUGAGUAUCAAAUGCUUCUAUCCUCCCACGAGUGUGAACAUUCAUUCCAGGAAGUACUGGUGCAAGGAAUCAACAAGACACUGUUACACCUUUAUUUCAUCUAAUGGUUUUGUUCUCAAAGAUUACAAAGACAGAGCCUCCAUAACUGACUUUCCAGAGAAUGGCAUGUUCACCAUAAAAAUAUCAGACCUGAGAUUCAAAGACGUGGGUCUAUACAGAUGUGGCAUUGGUUUAAAUGACUAUGGAUUGUCCUUUAAAGUCAAGCUGGAAGUUACUCAAGACCCAGUACUACCCGAGGAAGCGCAACUUUAUUAUGCUGAGCAGCAAAAAACAGUGACUAUGACCUGUGACUUUGGUAUUCAGUAUGCAAGUUCCCGGAAGUACCUUUGCAAGAUGACAAAGACCAGCUGUUACAAUGUGAUUGAUACAUAUGGAAAUGUGGAACCAUCCUACUUAGGAAGAACUCUGUUGACCAAUCUUGGUACACCUGGAUCUUUCAGUGUCAUUAUGAGCCAGUUAAAGAAAGAAGAUUCAGGUUUAUAUCUUUGUGGAGCUGGGAAUUAUGGAGAAGAUGGAGAAUCCAAAAAGCUAGAUCUACAUGUCUAUGAAAAUGGAUUGGCACCUCAGCAACAGUCAGUGUUAAAUGGAGUCCAGGGUGGUUCUGUGACUGUUGAAUGUCAUUAUAAGCCAAAAGAGAAUGAUACAUUGAAAUACUGGUGCAAGUGGAAACAACGUGGAUGUACUGACUUAAUAAGCAGUGAUGGCUUUGUGCUGGAUUCCUAUGAGGGAAGACUUGCGAUGCAUGAUGAUCCAGAAAAUGGCACAUUCACUAUCAUACUGAAUCAACUGCAAAAGGAUGACAUAGGCUAUUACUGGUGUAUGACUAAUGGAAAAACGGAAAGGAAGUCCUCAGUAGAGGUGAAGAUUGUAGAAGGACAACCUACAUUACUAACAAAGAAAGAAGUUCGUGCUGUUGCUGGCUCCUCUCUGACUAUAUCAUGCUCUUAUCCAUGCAAAUAUUUUACAUAUCAGAAAUAUUGGUGCAAAUGGAAGAACACUGAAUGUAAACCUCUCAUUUCAUCUGAACAAAAUCAGACCGGCUUGGUAGUUAACUGUGACAAAGAUAGUGGAAUUUUAUCUUUGAAUUUUGACCAGGUGACACCCGUAGACCAAGGAUGGUAUUGGUGUGGUGUCAAACAUGGGCAGCAAUAUGGAGAAACAGCUGCAUUGCAUCUGCAAGUACAAGGAGUACUUCUAAAUGUUGAAGGAGCAUCCAGAAUCAAUGAAGAGAUUGCCAUUCCUGGAAUAAAUCCUGUUAAUAGGAACUCUCCUAUAGACAAAGCCAAUCAGGCAGCUGAAAGUGAAACUUCAGCAGGCAGCCAUGAUGAAAAUAAGACCUCUGUUGUUCUUCUUGCCACUUUGAUCCCCUUUGGAAUUGUGUUUCUGCUUCUCGUCACUGCUUUUACCAUAAAGAAGUUCAGAUUAUUUAGGAAUUCUGAUCUUGUAUCAGUUGGAAGCUACAGGACAAAUAUCAGCAUGACAGAGUUUGAGAAUGUGAGACAGUAUGGGGCAAAGGACAAUGCACACAUGGGAGAGUUUCAUGAGACCCAAAUGGGAAAGAAGGAUGGUAAUGAGAAUUCAAGUACUUCUGGCAGUCCUAAGGAGGAUGGAAAAUCAAAGAAACCGAAGAGGGGCUCUAAAGAGGAAGCUGAAAUGGCUUACACAACAUUCCUGCUUCAGUCAGAAAACAUUUCUUCUAAAGUAUCCUCAGACCAAUCAGCUGAAUAAUCUCAUUUGGGACAGCUCUGAGGAUCAGUGAAAACUAAUUAUGCUUGAAUGAUUGAAGACAGAUCAUGACUGGAAUCAACAAAUACAUUCUUAUACUCAUUUUGAUAAUUUAUCACAUAAUUUCAGUGUCAUCAUAACUUAUCCAAUUACACACUUCUGAGUUUGAUAUAUUGGUUUAAGAGUUAAACAGCUUUAAGCUUCCUAAUCUUAUUAACAUAACCAACUGUGUUUUGAAAUGAUAUUCAGAAAUUUUGCAUAUGUGAUUUAGUUGUCUUCCUAUAAAAGGCAGAAAUUCUACAGAUCCUAAUGGCGAUGUGUAUUCAUAAAAUACUGGGUUACUCAAUAAGUAGACAUGAAAGGAUUCCCCCACCACCACCAUUAGACUAACCCAGAGGGAUGCGAUGGCUCAGUGGCUAAGAUACUGAGCAUGUUGAUCGAAAGGUUGGCAGUUCAGUGGUUCAAAUUCCUAGUGCCGUGUAACGGGGUGAGCUCCAUUACUUGUCCCAGCUUCUGCCAACCUAGCAGUUCAAAAGCAUGUAAACAAUCCAAGUAGAAAAAUAGGGACCACCUUUGGUGGGAAGGUAACAGCGUUCCGUGCGCCUUUGGUGUUUAGUCAUGCCAGCUACAUGACCACGGAGACAUCUUCGGACAGUGCUGGCUCUUUGGCUUUGUAACAGAGAUGAGCACUGCCCACUAGAGUCGGGAACAACUAACACAUAUGUGAGAGGGGAACCUUUACCUUUACCUUUAAAAUAACUCAAGAUUAAGCAUACUGUAUUUACUCUGGAGAGCUCAGGGAGCAUGCAUCAGAUUAUCUUUUUUUUUUUUUUCAUUUUAAUAAUCUUGUUCUGAUGUCUUUAGGAUGAACAAUAAUGGCUAGUCAUCUAAGUAUAUUUCAGGACUGGACAUGGUUUUUCAUCACCUGACCCUAGCUCUCGUGCACCCUGUACCUUCAUCUGGGAGAAGGGAAGACAGUGAAAGCAAUGGCUCUGGGCUUCACAUAAGGAGGGAGGCCCAUCUAAACCAUUGAUCUUUUGAUUCAAGGCAGUAAAAUUGAUCAAUUAAAGUUUAAUCCCAAAUUAGUUACACAUUUUGGGUUUUACAAUAUAUUUUUCUUUUUUUAAAAAUCAUUGAUAGCAGCAAUCACAACUACAAUUACACCUAUAAUACAAUAAGAAUAUGGUUGUACAGGGGUCUCCAAUAGAUGCCCUCUCCUUGGGCCUUUUAUAAUUUUACAAAGACUCAGGCUACAAUACACUUAGAAACUCCAUUGAUACCAAAUUUAGAAUGCUUUAAAUGUAAAUAUAUUGAAGAAUGGGACAACCUCAAAAAAAAACUCUGAACAGCAGGCAGAAUUAAAUCUCUUACUUUAAACUAAAUCCCAAGAAUUGAAUAAAUUAAACUCACUGCUACAUCUGAACAACAGAAAAAGUCCAAGGACAAAAAUGCAAUAAGAAUAAAUUUAAAAAUAUUUUUGCUUUGUGUGUUUUAUUGUGCAAAUUAACAGUCUGAGUAUUUCCAUGAUAACUGCAGGAUGUCAGCUGUAUAGUCUGCAGACCCUCCACUGUUUUGCAACCAGCCCCAUCAACCAAGUGGCUUAAUAAAUUAUUAACUGGGUGUACUAAAACAUUCUGCAUUCACUACAAUGAAUUUGAUUAAAACCAUAAUCAUCCUCAUAGAUAUUUUAAAGGCAAAACUGAAGGCAAAAGCAUUUGAUACUGAUUAGGAUCCCUGAGUACUAAAUGAUCCUCUGCUGAAUUUAGCUAUUGAUGUGCUUUUGAAAAAUAUUUUUUUAAAAAACAAUUAACCAUCUUUUGUACUACUAAUGAUUUUAUCUGAUCGUUAUGGAAUCAAUGAUUUGAAGACACAUGUAAUGUUUAUUAUGUUAUGUUUUCAUGAAUAAAUAUUUGAAUAUUUGAUUAAA
Pantherophis guttatus is the source of this 4112-nucleotide messenger RNA. It is a transcript of the gene PIGR, whose product is annotated as polymeric immunoglobulin receptor. Gene Ontology annotation, cellular component: plasma membrane. Gene Ontology annotation, molecular function: transmembrane signaling receptor activity. Lineage: Eukaryota; Metazoa; Chordata; Lepidosauria; Squamata; Colubridae. The record is from RefSeq and is a predicted model, not a curated record.